AUGAGUAGAUCUGCUGGUGAUUUCCAAAGGUUUGCUAGAGCAUUCCAACAACAAUUGUCAAAAGUUCAGGCGGGAGGACCUAACGGUGGUCCUCGUGGAAGUCCUGGCCGUGGUGCGUUUGCCGGUGCUGGUGGACUUAUUCUACUAGGUGGUGCAGCUUUGUUCCUAAACUCUGCACUUUUUAACGUUGAUGGUGGUCAUAGAGCCAUCGUCUACUCACGCAUAGGUGGUGUCUCUUCGAGAAUUUAUAAUGAAGGUACUCAUGUUAUCAUCCCUUGGUUAGAAACUCCAGUAGUAUAUGAUGUGAGAGCCAAACCACGUAAUGUGGCUUCUUUAACUGGUACUAAGGAUUUGCAGAUGGUCAAUAUUACUUGUAGAGUGCUAUCUCGCCCUAACGUGGAACAAUUGCCCACCAUUUACCGUACUUUGGGUCAGGAUUACGGUGAAAGAGUUUUGCCAUCUAUUGUGAAUGAAGUUUUGAAGGCUGUGGUUGCCCAAUUCAACGCAUCGCAACUGAUUACGCAGAGAGAGAAGGUUUCACGCUUAAUCCGUGAGAAUUUAGUGCGUCGUGCCAGUAAUUUCAGCAUCUUACUAGAUGACGUCUCCAUCACCUAUAUGACCUUUUCUCCAGAGUUCACUAACGCCGUUGAGGCCAAGCAAAUCGCACAACAGGACGCUCAAAGAGCAGCUUUUGUCGUGGACAAGGCCAGACAGGAGAAACAAGGAAUGGUGGUCAAAGCACAGGGUGAAGCGAAAUCUGCUGAACUUAUCGGUGAGGCUAUUAAGAAAUCCAAGGACUACGUCGAGCUAAAAAGACUAGACACUGCAAGAGAGAUCGCUCAAAUUCUGGCCCGUUCUCCAAACAGAGUCAUUCUUGACAACGAAGCACUACUAUUGAACACAGUCGUCGACGCAAGAUUCAAGAACUAA
Torulaspora delbrueckii is the source of this 930-nucleotide messenger RNA. It is a transcript of the gene PHB2, whose product is annotated as prohibitin subunit PHB2. NCBI's taxonomy places the organism in Eukaryota, Fungi, Ascomycota, Saccharomycetes, Saccharomycetales, Saccharomycetaceae. Gene Ontology annotation, biological process: mitochondrion organization. The transcript has a single exon. The record is from RefSeq and is a predicted model, not a curated record. Gene Ontology annotation, cellular component: membrane; mitochondrion. Bases 1 to 930 code for a protein of 309 amino acids.